Molecule: messenger RNA, 2541 nt
Organism: Thermochaetoides thermophila DSM 1495
Lineage: Eukaryota; Fungi; Ascomycota; Sordariomycetes; Sordariales; Chaetomiaceae
Product: ubiquitin thiolesterase-like protein
Exons: 4
Coding region: 1-2541 (846 amino acids)
Biological process (GO): protein deubiquitination
Cellular component (GO): nucleus; cytosol
Molecular function (GO): cysteine-type endopeptidase activity; cysteine-type deubiquitinase activity
Source: RefSeq, a predicted model, not a curated record
AUGAAGGCGGCCAGCUCUCUAUUCCGCAGCGUGCGGGAACGAAAUGGGGAUAAAUCCAGCAGUCACCGGCGCAACAGAUCGUCAGAGCCAGUACCAGGUAGAAUCGAGGCUGUGACCAAGCGGCUACAAGAGCUGAAUUACAAUGAGGUCUCAAACGAAAUAAUCCGACGUGCACUCAACUCCAAAUUCGCCGCCGGUGACUGCGACAAGGCUGUGGAAUUAAUACAAUUACAGCAGCAAGCCUUCUCAGGGAUCAUACUACCAUAUGACCCCAAUGUUGAGAUGCAGGGAGCAGAAAACAGGGGGAAUGUCACAUGUUACCUCGACGCUUUGCUGUUCGCCAUGUUUGCGAAACUUUCAGCCUUCGAAUGCAUGCUGAAGAACGAUCUGAAUGAGGAAGCUCCGAGGAAACUAGCAGCUUUGCUCCGGCUUUGGGUGAACAUGUUGAGGAGUGGAAAGCUGAUUCACACGGACUUGACCCAAAUGAUUCAAGAGACCCUAGCCGCCUGCGGCUGGAAGGAUGCAGAGCUUUUAGAGCAGCAAGAUACUUCCGAGGCAUUUGCGUUCAUCACCGAAACGUUGCAGCUGCCUUUGCUCGCCCUGCAAGUUGACCUUUUCCAUCAAGGGAAGAAGGAUGCAGACGACCACAAGGUUGUCCAUGAGCGCCUACUCAACCUGGCUGUCCCCCCUGAUUCCGACGGAAAGGGGAUUAAGCUCGAAGAUUGCCUAGAAGAGUAUUUCAACAACAAAGUUGACGUCCUGCGAGACACUUUGGAGGAAAAGAAGUCCGUUGAUAUUCCCACCCCAACACCUAAGACUACAAUUCGACUUGUGACCGACGAUGAUUCCGAAACGCCGGGCGAAAAAGCUCCAGGCACACCUCUUCAACGGCGCUGGACUUUGAAUGGCAUUACUCAAUCGCCAGUGUCAACAGAUCCUUCUGCCGUGAACUUUGAUUCCCCCUCAUCGUCUUCCACGUCCCGUACAAGAUCUACGAGCAUCAUUCAGCGGAUAGUGGUGGAUGGUGAACAUCAGUCCAAUGACCCCGAAUCAAGGAGUCUACUUCAACGAGCGAAACGGACGGGUUCCAACGUGGUCAAGGCCGUGACCAUCCCCGCUUGGCAGUUCUUCCGAUUGAUUCCAUGGCAUGCUGCAUCCAAUGGUCAGCCUAAAAGCGACCUAGAGGUUGCUCAGCAUUUCAAUCAGCGUCCCAUGGUGGGAAUCUGCCUGAAGCGGUAUACCAUGACUCCGGAGGGCAUUCCCAAGCGGCAGAACACUCUCAUCGACAUACCUGACUGCAUGCGUCUUCCUCAUUUUAUGGUCGUUGAUGAGAAGGAAGGCCAGGCAUCAAAUGGACUAAGCCAGGAGUACAAGCUCGUCCUGCAGUCGGUUGUCUGCCAUCGUGGUGAUUCCCUCCACAGCGGACAUUAUGUCGCUUUUGCUCGAGUUGCGCCUAAGCUACUCACAGACAACCGUCGCCAUGAUCACGACCCCCCCCCAGAUUAUGAAGAGGAGCAAUGGGUAAUGUUCGAUGACUUGUCCAUUGACAAGCGGGUAACCUACGUGGACGAUAUCAGGAAAUGUCUACGUGAGGAGAUGCCGUAUCUUCUUUUCUACCAAAUCGUUCCGAUGUUUGACUUUGCUACAGCAUCAACGGAUGGAUCCGUUGGCGACCCUCCUUCCUAUGUUGAAUCGACGACCUAUAUCCCCGGAACGCCGAGCGUCGAAACGAACCCCAAUUCAACAGCUUCACGGCCACCAAGCAGCUACUUCGAUUCCUCUACAACGAUCACACACAGCAACUUCCGCAUGAACGGCCGGCUCAGCUCCGACAUUGACCGCCCUCCACGCUUCAGCCUGGAUGAGGAUCCCUACUCGACCAGUACGACACUUUUCCCGCACGACGCUUCAACUCCAGCCCGACGCGGAAGCAUCUCCUUCUCAGAGCCCGCCAACGGUCCAAGUAUCACUUCAGCCGCGACAGCCCCCGUUUCCAGCACACAGCCAGCUUCACCAGCCAUCCCCCCACAAGACGAUGCCGGCAGCAGCUACAACUCGACACGCCUCUCGCGUGCCGCGGCACGUUUCACCAAGUCGGGCAACAAGUCUCGACCGACGAGCCAGAUGGGAGAGAACAGAAUCAGCCUGACCAUGUCUCGGCUUGGAUUCUCACGGCGUAGUGGCGACGCAUCGGCUUCGUCGUCUAAUAACGGGGGUGAGGCUGCCACUGGGGCCGGGGAUUCCGCUGAUGGGACGAUUGUCGAAGGUGAUGAAAACGGUUCCGCUAGCGUGAGCAAGGAGAAAAGGGGGAAGAAGGAAAAGGACAAGAAGAAGGAUAAAGAUAAGAAUAAAGAGAAAGAAAAAGAUCAGGACAAGGAGAAGGAUGCUGAGAAGGACAAGGAACAGCAUCGUCAGGGGAACAAUAAGAAGGAGCGGAAACCGUCCAAGAGCCGCGACCGGUCGGAUAAAAACAAGAGAAGGGGGUCUAAAGAACCCUCAAAGAGCGAUAGUGAGCCGGAUCGGGAGUGUAUUGUUAUGUAA